Fusarium falciforme is the source of this 2742-nucleotide messenger RNA. RefSeq names its product NB-ARC domain-containing protein. Bases 1 to 2742 code for a protein of 913 amino acids. NCBI's taxonomy places the organism in Eukaryota, Fungi, Ascomycota, Sordariomycetes, Hypocreales, Nectriaceae. The transcript is spliced from 6 exons. Gene Ontology annotation, molecular function: protein binding; ADP binding. The record is from RefSeq and is a predicted model, not a curated record.
AUGACCAAGGUCCGCGACAUCGGAUUCACCUGUUUGGGCACCAGCGGGGGAUCGUAUCGCUUCAACGUCAUUUUCGUGCACGGCCUACGGGGUCACCCGAAGCGAACCUGGGGAAGAGGUUCAGACGAGACGUCCCACACUCCGACAGCGACAGCGACGGCGAGUGGUUCCCGUGAUCGGUCCUUCAAGUCAUUCUUCCGAAGAAGUCGGCCGAGCCCCGAUACAACGCCAGAUGUCGAACUGCAGAAGCCUUUCUGGCCUGAGGAAUUCCUGGCCCAGGAUUUACGCGAAGCGAGAGUGUGGACGUACGGAUACAAUGCGAAUGUGAUUGAGGGUUUGUUCCAGGCAAGCAACCAGAACAGCGUUUCGCAACACGGGCGGGAUCUUGCAGCCCGGUUGGAGUGGGACGUUGAUAAUGAGGAUCCUAUUGUCUUUGUGGCCCAUAGUCUAGGUGGAAUCGUUGUUAAAGAUGCAAUCCGCAGAUCCGAGGCCUGCCGCUCGAGAACGCAGUUCAUCGUUUUCCUCGGAACUCCGCAUCGUGGAAGUCAAUAUGCCGGAUGGGGUGUGAUUGCAUCCAAUCUCGCUAGCUGCGCAUUGCAAAAUGCAAACAAGAAGGUCGUCCAAACGCUGGAAGUAAACAGCGAGGUCCUCGACAACAUCCAUGAAGAAUUCGUCAAGAUCGUGCUCGAGACCGGCCUCAAGAUCCACUCGUUCCAAGAGGGACGAGGGUUAUCGGGUGUCAAGGGCUUUAGUGGAAAGGUUGUUGACGACUUCUCUUCCAAAUUCGACCUUCCACCCACAAUACAGACGGUUGAGAGCAUCGAUGCGGACCACAGCCGCAUGACCAAGUUUUCUGAUAAGGAUGACCCUGGUUAUUGCGCUGUUUUGGGCGUCCUCAGACAGUUUGUGCGGUCAAGCCCUGAGCCGAAGACCGAGCAACAGGUGGAGGCCAGGGUUGAGGCAACGACUGUGACACCGGCAAUUGAGAUGGACCCGAGGACAAGCGCCUCAACUUUCUUCCAUGUUCCGUUCUCCAUUAACCGCCAGUUUGUCGGACGUACAGAGGUGCUCCAAGAGCCCCAGAGCAAACUUUUUGAUGGCGACGAAUUCCAAAGAGUCGCACUCGCCGGCCUUGGAGGCAUCGGAAAGACCCAGAUUGCCAUGCAGAUUGCCUUCUGGGUCAGACAACACAAGCCCGAUUACUCUGUGUUCUGGCUGCCCGCACUGAGUAAUGCCAGCAUUGAUCAGGCGUGUGCAGAGUUCAUGGCGGGGCAUGACACCCAGCAGGAAAGGCCGACCAACCCGAGAGAAUCGUUUGGGCAAUAUCUGAGCUCGCCUGGUGUCGGGAAGUGGCUCCUCAUUGUUGAUAAUGCCGACGAUAUGGACCUCCUGUUCCCCGCAGGAGCGGUUACCCAGCACGUGGACAACUGGCUACCAAGAAACGACCAAGGUCGUAUACUUUUCACAACACGAUCGUCCAAACUCGCCUUCAGAGUGAUCUCUGACCCACAGUACGUAAUCAAGCUAUCAGAGAUGGGCCUGAGCGAAGCAAAAGAUUACUUGAGGAAAUCACUCUACCGUCAAGAUUCUCUCCAAGAUGAUAAAACCGUGGUUGAACUCCUCGACAAUCUGGAUUACCUGCCACUGGCCAUCAAACAGGCGACCGCUUACAUGAACGAGAACGACCUGACGAUUGCAGAAUACCUCGAGGUUCUGCAAAACACUGAAGACGACAUGGUUGAGUUGCUACGCAGCGAGUUUCGCGAUGAUACGAGGUACAUGGAGAGCGAACAGUGUCAAAACGCCGUGGCAACAACCUGGGUGAUAUCUUUUCGCCAGAUCAGGGAGAUUGACCCAUUCGCUGCCGUUCUGCUUUCAUUCGUGGCAUGCAUAGAACCAAAGGCAAUUCCCCAAUCGAUGCUGCCGCGGCCAGAGACGAGACAGCAAUUGACCAGCUCUAUUGGGACUUUAUGCAGCUAUGGCUUCUUGAGCAAAUACGCUGACGGUCAAAUGCUCGAAAUGCACCGUCUGGUACAUCUGGCAACGAGGACCUGGACCAAGAGUGAACGCAUCAUGGAGCGCAUGGCACAAUUUUCUGCAGCGCAUUUCAAUCAAAUAUUCCCGUCUGGCCACUGGGAAGACCGUGAGCUGUGGCGACAAUAUCUGCCGCAUGCUCUGGCCAUCAUCCGAGAACACGGGGAGGAUGCACCCCCGAAUUAUCCAUAUCGCUUGAUUCAUUGCGUUGCAAGAUCCCUGGGUCGUGAUGGCCGAUAUAGGGAGGCACUUGGGAUACUCAAGCGGCCAGCUGCCAUGGAAGAGCAGCAAUUUCCUGACAACUACGCGCAUCGAACCUUACUCGCUGGUGCAUACUACAAUAAUUCGCAACCCCGAGAGGUAAUCAGACUUCUCGAGCCCCUUACUCAACACCCGAUGAGAACACUGCCAGAGAACAGCCUUGAUCUCCUCAACAUGCAAUUUUGGCUGGGAUUGGCUUAUCGCGCGGUUGGGGAUCUAAAGAAGGCAGCCCGGCUGCUUGAGCAUGUGGUAAAGCUGCUCUCCGAGCUUCUACCAGAAGGGGAUGAGCGGCGAUUGGCAUCGGCAAUUGAACUGCAUUUAGUGUACCGAGAGAACGGCAAGAUAGAGGAGUCAAUGCGGCUUCUUGAGUCUGUGUUGAAGGUGGCGAGACGGUCCUUCGAUGAGGAUGAUCCCCUAACCCUUAGGGUACAACACAACCUUGCUUAG